Molecule: messenger RNA, 609 nt
Organism: Rotaria sordida
Lineage: Eukaryota; Metazoa; Rotifera; Eurotatoria; Philodinida; Philodinidae
Source: the annotation of a GenBank genome assembly
AUGUUCAUAUUAUUGAUUAGUAUUUUAUUACUAUUAAUUCAUCACGGACAAUGUCGCAUAGUAGCUACAGCUAAUCUUCAACAACAUCUUACAUCAACAUCAAUUGGAACAUUGACAUUUAGUCAAAAUGAUGCUAAUUCACCUGUACAAAUUACUGGUAAACUUAAUUCAUUGAAUGCUAGUAGCAGUCAUGGUUUUCAUGUUCAUACCAAUCCCGUAGCAGAAACUUCACCAGAUUGUGCAGCAGCUGCUGGCCAUUUUAAUCCUUACAAUACUGGUCAUGGUCCUCGUGAAGCCGAUAUAUGGCACCGACAUGUUGGUGAUCUUGGAAAUAUAACAACGGAUGCAAAUGGUUCAGUUAAUAUCAAUAUGAACGAUUAUAUUAUACAAUUUUAUAAUUCUACACAAUCAAUUGCUGGUCGAACUAUUAUUGUACAUCUUUUGUUUGAUGAUGGUGGUCAUGGUACGGGUGAAAGUAAUAUAACUGGAAAUGCUGGUGCACGAUAUGCGUGUGGUCUUAUAAAAGUAACAUCAAAUGGAAUAAAUAUUAAACCGAUUAGAUCUGUUUUAUAUCUUACAAUAAUGAUUCUUAUUAUGAUAUUCUUCUAG